Molecule: messenger RNA, 1365 nt
Organism: Moesziomyces antarcticus
Lineage: Eukaryota; Fungi; Basidiomycota; Ustilaginomycetes; Ustilaginales; Ustilaginaceae
Product: acetyl-CoA C-acetyltransferase
Exons: 4
Coding region: 1-1365 (454 amino acids)
Biological process (GO): fatty acid beta-oxidation
Molecular function (GO): acetyl-CoA C-acetyltransferase activity
Source: RefSeq, a predicted model, not a curated record
AUGCCAGCUUUCUACCAAACCGCCGUCGCUCGACUCUCCCAGACAGCUAGAAUCAUGUCGCAGAUCAACGACGUCUUCAUCGUCUCCGCCGCCCGAACGCCCAUCGGCUCGUUCAACGGUGUACUAAAGAAGGCUACCGCGCCUGAGCUCGGCGUGGUGGCCGUCAAGGCUGCCAUCGAGCGUGCCGGCCUCAAGCCCGAGCAGAUCGAGGAGGUCUACAUGGGCAACGUCCUCCAGGGCAACGUCGGCCAGGCUCCUGCUCGCCAGGUCGCGCUCAAGGCCGGAUGCCCCGACUCCACCGAGGCCACCACCAUCAACAAGGUGUGUGCCUCCGGCAUGAAGGCUAUCUCGCUCGCCGCCCAGAACAUCGCCCUCGGCCAGCGCGGCGUCAUGGUCGCCGGUGGCAUGGAGUCCAUGUCCAACGCUCCCAGCGGAUACGGCCUUGUCUGGCUCAGCUGCCGGGUCGGGCUUCGUGCUCAGCUGCCGGUCCGAGCCAGUCCCAGCAGGGCGGAGGUGGGCUUCCCCUCCUCCUCCUCGUCCUCCUCGGGGAAAGGGCGCUUGGACCGUUACUACCUGCCCCGAGGCAACAGCUACGGCCACGUCCAGGCGCUCGACUCGAUUGUCAAGGACGGCCUGCACGAUGUGUACAACCAGGUUGCCAUGGGCAACUGCGCCGAGAACACCGCCAAGAAGCUCUCGAUCACGCGCGAGCAGCAGGAUGAGUUCGCCAUCGAGUCGUACCGCCGCUCGGCCGAGGCGUGGAAGGCCAACGCCUUCGCCAACGAGAUCGCCCCCGUGACCAUCUCGGACAGGAAGGGUGAUGUGGUCGUCAGCGAGGACGAAGAGUACAAGAACGUCAAGCUCGACAAGAUCCCCACGCUGCGCCCCGUCUUCGACAAGAACGGCACCAUCACGGCUGCCAACGCGUCGACGCUCAACGACGGCGCCUCGGCGGUGGUGCUCGCCUCGGAGGCCGAGGUUCAGAAGCUUGGUGUCAAGCCUCUGGCCAAGAUUGUUGCGUUCGCCGAUGCUGCCUGUGCGCCCAUCGAUUUCCCGAUUGCGCCCGCCUACGCCAUCCCCAAGGCGCUCGAGCGUGCCGGUCUGACCAAGGACGACAUUUCGCUGUUCGAGAUCAACGAGGCCUUCUCGGCCGUUGCGCUGGCCAACAACCAGAUGCUCGGCCUCGACGCUUCCAAGGUCAACGUGCUCGGCGGCGGUGUUUCGCUCGGCCACCCCAUCGGCUCAUCCGGUGCGCGCAUCGUCGUUACGCUCGCGCACGCCCUCAAGCCCGGCCAGUACGGCUGCGCCGGCGUCUGCAACGGCGGCGGUGGUGCUUCCGCCAUCAUCAUCAAGCGCGAGAACUAG